AAUAUGUCAGUUAAAUAAGUCAACCUCCAUUGUCAUGAAAUUGUGCUUUUCUUUGAACUCAGAAAAAGAAUUACAUCUUCUUUCAAUUCAUAAAGGCGAGCCAACAUGUUGCCUUUGGACAGCCAGCGUACUUCUGUAUGGAACAGAAGAACUUUGUGAUCAGAAUAGAGAUCCUCGCAAAGUAAAGUAAAUAACCGACUGUUCAAAGCGCUGCUUUUGAUGUAGUUUAAACUCCUUAUAGUCGAGUCCAAAGUCUGCCGUAAUUUUUGUGGCAAUGUUUCGGAAGCCAAAGCUUUCCGAUGAAUAACACAAUGUGUACUAACC
Molecule: messenger RNA, 324 nt
Organism: Acanthoscelides obtectus
Lineage: Eukaryota; Metazoa; Arthropoda; Insecta; Coleoptera; Chrysomelidae
Source: the annotation of a GenBank genome assembly